UUGCUCUAGGGCUAGAAUUGUGGUGUUUACAUUGACACCUGUGUGUUAUCGAAAGAUAAGUCCAUAAAUGUUUUAGUUAGCCACUAAAGCAUUUGGAGUUAUAUUCAUAGUUGUUAAAUAGUGAUAAUUUCUUAAAUGAUUUGUAAGGCAGCAGAUGACACCAAUGUGAGAUUGUAUGAAUGUGAAGAAGACAAAGAAUGUGUAAAGUUUGUAGAAGAACAACAAUUAAAGACAUUUAGUUGUGGGAUCAUAAAUAGUAAUAAGGAUAUUAAAGAAGAAAAGAAAGAUACAAUUUUUAAUGCAGUCAAAAGCGAACUCAGUGAAUUUCAGAAUUACUUAGGUAACAAUAUAAAAUUUGAAACAUUUAAAGAUGUAAAGUGUGAAUUGAAGGAGGAAGAAUUGGAUGAUCACACAAAUUCAGAAAUACAACGUAUUAAGAAACUUGAAGACGUUUGUGUCAAAAUUGAGCAUAACGAACCACUUACUCCAAACAAUGAUCAUCAAUGCAAUUCUAGUUCAGUCAUUGAAUUAGUUGAUGAACAUAAAUUGGUAACAGUACCUUUUCAGAAGCAUGCUGAGACAGUUCCUAAACCGUUUAAAAGGAAACGAAAAAAUACAAAUUCUGUAAAUCCAAUAAUUAAAGUAAAACACCCUCAAACUUUGGGCAUUGUUGAAGAAAAUAAGUAUAACACAAGUGAGGAUUGUAGAACUAAGUUGUUAGUAGCAGAACAAAUAAGUAGCAGUAAUUCACUAGUAGAAAAAGUAUGUAGAAUGUUUGAUUAUUAUUUUAAUAGUUUCUUUGAACAACAGUUAUAUAAUCUAAUUGACUUAUUAAAACAACUAUUAAAAGAAAUCUCAGAUAAUUGUGAAAGGUUAAGUGUUUUUUCUUCACAUAGAAUUACAAUAGAAGAUAUUCUACUGGAUCAUGAUUCUUAUAGAUCAGUUCUGCAAAAGUACAGUAAAAAGUUUUUUAAAACAUUUUGUUCCAUUGUAGAAAUAUUUCAGAACUUUCAUAAGAAAGAAAUGAUUCCAAUCAUCUACUUAGUUCUCCUGACAGAAACUGUUACCUCCGUAAAGUUAGAAGAUGUAAGAAGCAUUAUUUUGAAGUUAUUGAUAUUAGAAAAUUACAAUUGUGAACAUGAUGUAAUUUUCAGCAAAACUCAUAUUGAGUCUCAAAAAAUGCUUAUUAUUUAUGAAAGAUGGUUGGAAAAGUACAAUACAAAACAUGGAACAUUUUUUGGCCGUUUUAAUAAAAUAAACAAUGGAAGUGAUUGUAUUUUACAAAACAUUGAGUGUGAGAAUACACAGCCUAAAUGUACUAUUGAGGACAGAAGUAUCAAAGUGACUGAAAACUCUAAUGCUGUGUCAUCAGUUGUGAGUAGUGUUGAUGUUGAUCACAAAAAGCCAACGUCAAACAUAGACUCACUAAGCUUGGAUGUACAGGGUUCAUUGCAGCAGAAUAAACAAACAUCUAGCAACUUUGAAUCAAAGGAAAGUAAAGAUUUACUCCAAAGCUGCACAAAUGGGAUGUGUGUCAACAAGUUAACUGAGCGCUGUUGUUUCUGCUUAGAUUGUUGCAGCUGUCCAGACUUUUGUCAGGUUGAAGACGAUCAGAUGGUUGCAGAUAAAUACAUCUCAUGUAAUGAACAUAAGAGCUUUAUUGCCUUUUGGGAAGAAGCUCACACUACGGAUUGGCAUAGGGUGGUAAAGGAUCAUGAAAUGCCUUAUGAUCCAGUUUGCUGGAGAAGCAAUUGUGGCAAGAAAGCUUUAAUCAUAUGUGUGUGCAAGACCAGGGCAUACUGUGGUUUCAAAUGCAGGGAGGAGGAUUGGAACGAGAGCCAUCACAAGACUUGCAGUGGAAGUACAGAUCCAAGUCUGUUUUACAGCAACACUUGCUGAUCUAAAACUAUACAUUUUCAUCCAUUCUAUGUUUUUUAAUAGUGUUGCUAGUUACCUAUGUACAGUGUGUUAUUUAUUUUUGUACAGUAAAAUAUUAUGUAAAUAUUUUUAUUUUUACACCUGUUAGUUUACUAAUAAGCAUUUUAAAUUUGCAAAGUAGUUUAUUGUUACUGUAUAAAAUAUGACCAGAUUAAAACUUGUUAUGAUUAGAAAAUUAUUAAUUAUGAUGUAAGUAAUAUUUAAAUAUUACCAUUCUCGUGUCUUAUAAACAAAAGAUUAUUUCUUAGUACAUUAAUAGUUUUCUAUUGCAACAAAUUUAAAUGUACAGUAAACUGACUAAAACUAUUUAUUUGUUUUAUUGUUAUUAUUAUUGCACAUGUGUCAUGAAGAAAUUUGAAAGUGCCAUAUCCCUUCCGUCGUCAAAAAGUAUCUGUAAAAUGUCAAUGACUUUUAAUGGAUAUUGAAACUACACAGUUACCUGUCAUUAGAAAGAUGAAUAUUUUUAUAAUAGUCUAAAGUGAUAGAUAUAGCUAAUUUGUAAUUUUAUCCAUAGGUGUUUUUUAGUUGAACAAAAUGAAGAGUAAUUUACAAUGAAUUAUUGUGUAAAUACAAUUGUAACUUAGUACAUUUUCUUAAUGGUUGUUAUUUAUUCAAUACUAAUAGCACAAAAUAAAUCUGUAUUGUAAAGAUGCCAGUAAUUUACUUCCUCUAGCUUGAAACCAUAACAAGGUAACUAUGUAGCUAUGUCCUAAUCAGAUCAGAAGAUAUUGCAUGUGAGUGGGUUUUGUCUUUGUGUGUUCAGUUCACAAAUGCUUGCCUAUGUGUGAGUAUAUUUACAAAUGUUUUUAGUUUGUGAAACUUUUACUUGGUAAAACAGUACUGUUCUGCUUGAAAAUAAUGGUUUUGUUCAGUUUUCUAAGUACUCUAUUUAAUUUGUCAUAGUGUUCAAUUUCUAUUUAGUAAUUUGACUUAGGUAUUGUUAGAAUGCCGGGCUCUGCACUCUCUUUUUUACAUGUUUUACUUUGCUUCUUCUUUGUUAAUAAUGUAACAUCGAUUUAAAAUCAGCAGUACAAUUGUUUAAUUUUGCCAGUCUUCUGCACGUUUGAAUUGAGUUUAAUGACAUAUUCUUGCACUUUGUGCUGUAUUGAAAAAAUGUGUUUCUAUUAUAAUGUUUUUAUUUACUAUUAUAGGUUUGUUUUCUAAUAAUAAGUGUUGUGCUUAUGAAAUUUACACUUGCUUCAACAGAUAUAUUUAAUUAUCUGUGCACCAAUAAUGUUAUAUUUUUCCUAAACAAUUUCAUAAAUAACCUUAAAAAAUAUAUCUGUACAGUAAGCUCCCUCUUAACUGCCCUUGGACCAAUCAACACCAAGGAUUUGUUUUUACAUGUGUUAGUGUUUUUUACUGCCUUUUAUAAAUUUCAGUACAAGGAACAGUGAACAAGUUGAUCAUUACUAUUAUAUUACUUUUUUUAAUGAACAUAAAUAAUCAUUGAUAUUGUAUUUUUAUAUGAUCAAUUUAAAUUACUGCAUUGUUUUUUACCAUUCUGAGGUUAUUUUUACGAUUUUCGAUUUAACGGACUCUUGGAUAUCAGUCCUAUACCUGGUUCCACCAUGGUCAGUUGAGGGGAAGCUACUUUAUAUGUAUUUUUUAUGUGAUCAAUUAAUUUCUUUAAUAAAUAGUCUAUACUUUAGUUUUGAGUAACAUGAUAUAAGGCAUAGUUAUUGGUGCGUAUAUCCAUCCACACAAUAUAAAAUAGUCUAUUAAUAUACAGGGUGUACACCCUGUAUAAUAAAACUAGACUUUGUCUGGCCUAAAGAUGCAAUAAGAACAGCUGCAACAGUUCAGCAUGUCUAAUACAAAAGACUUGCUAAUUAGAACUAACCUAAGUUUAAUAUUAAUUUUUUCUACAUUACCAGCAAUAUCAACUGAAAGAAACAGAAAAUUGGAUAAUAGAGGAGAGGAUAGGAAUGAUAGGAAAAUUAAGGACAAGUUCAGUAAUUAUGAAUGAGAAAAGGAGGUCACAAAGUAGCAAAAAGCAGAGAAGAAACAUGCAUUUUACAGAGUAAUUUAAUCUUUGUUUUUAAUGUUCUAUUUCAUAUUGUGCUACAAUAAUAAUCUUAAUCUUGACAAACAACUUUUGAUUAACACUGAAUUAAAAUUUGGCUAUUCAUUGCAUAAAAUGUUUUGAUGUGAUAAUAUAUUUUAAAUUUUUUAUUUUAAUAUUUUUUCACUUACCUCUUCCAAAGAUUAUUAAGUCAAGAUAGAAUAUGAAAAAUGUAAGUAAUUUUUUUAGGAAUAAUAUUAAGAUUUCCACAUGUAUGUUGUACAGUAAGGUGUAUUUUACAUUGAGUUUUAUAGUUUGUAUUAGGAUUACUAAUACUGUCAUACUGAUAGAAAAUUAUCCCUAGCAGUAAAAUUUAAUGCUAUAGAACUGUGACUAGUGUGUUAAUAAAACAGUGUAAUAAAACACUAAUUUGUAUACAGGGACUUAGUGUUAAAAUAGACAAUUAGAAACUACAACCAAAGUAAAUUGCAAUCAUUUUACGUUUGAUAGAGUAGGCUUAUUUUCAUUUCAGCUAUAUUAAUCUAAUUUUAAGAUGUUUAUGUACUAUUAAAACUUGAUAAAUCUGCAAAUGUAUACAUCUUAUUGUAUAAAUAAUUUAUAGCACUUGUUCUAUAAGAAUAAAAUUAAAAAAGAAAAGAUUUUCUUUUUCUAAUGAUGCUGCUAUUAGGAAAAGCACAUUAGACUGUGCCAUAGACUGAUAAUUUUUUAAUAAAUAAAUUUUCAAUAUAACUGAGUGCACACAAGCUCAAAAGCAAAGUUUAUUAUAUAUAGUUAUAUUGUCUUCAAAAUAAUUUUUAGUUCCUAUUUAAUAAUUAUUAGCAUAACAAGUUUUAUAAAAACUUACUUGAAAUAAAUGGUGAAAUGGUUAGAAGAAGACAACUAAUAGACAUUGGAAAAUUACUCUGGAGAAUAUUGUGAUGUGACUGAACUAUUCAUAUAACAAUUACAUCAUGUAAGUGUGAAUUUACACACUACUCUAAACCUUGUAUACUAUUGAGUGUAUUUAAAUUUUUUGGGAUAUAUCUGUUUCAUUAUUAUUAUUAUUAUAUGUAGUCUACUUAUUGCUGAGUUAAUAUAGAUUGCUCUUACGUUUAAAAAAACACAACAUUUAUACAAAAUAUUUUGAAUUUGAUUGUUUUAUGACCGAGAACGGCACUAUGUACAGGUAUAGAAUCAUGUCGAACAAGACAGUACAGCAUUGACAACUCUCAGUUUGUAUUUGUUGGUAAUUCCUUGUAUUAAUGAUGAUGAAAAAUGGAUAUUGAGGCAUUUUUGUUUGAUAACAUUUGUUCAAUUGCCAAAGACACAAAUAUAGUGCCAAGAUCCUAAAAACCGGUUUAAGAGAGUUUUAAAUUUUUUACAAGUACAUUUAAAAUGUGUGGAAAGUGUUCAGUUUAUUUUACUAUAAGUAAAAUAUUUUUUAACAAACUAUUCAAAAUAGUAUGUUGGGAGUUACUAUUAUAUUAUCAGUACUGUAGUUUUGUAUUAUUAAAUUGUACUUUAAUGUGAUUCUAUAAAGGCUGUGACUAUAUUUAUACUUAUAUGGUUAUGUUUGUAAUAUAUUUGCCAGAACAAGAGAGGAAAAAAAGAAUAAGAAGUUUCAAUUUUCAGACUGUAUUCUUUGGUGAUCUUAGGCUGUUAUUAGUUAUGGACUAAUUGUACAACUUGUUGACAGAGGAAAAGGGUGUUCAGACCCUGCAAAAGCUCCGUCAACUUUUUGUGUCUUAGCUGGGUCGGUGGGUGGGGGAGGCAUUGUUGUAUAUCAAGUUUAUUAGUCAGACAACUCUAGUGGUGGCAUUGUUAUACAGCAAUGUGCAAUAGGCUAGAGCACUCAAAUCAAUCGAUUGUUAUAAGGCUUUUUACAAGUAUUAACAAUGUCAGUAUUGUAGCACAACUCCCAAGUCAAGAUAUACUUUUAACUAUAAAUUAAAGAUAAACUAUUACGGUUAAAAUUCAUACUUUCUUAUAAUAUGAUGUAUGUUAAGGUGUCAAAGGAGUUUUUCAAAGCAAACACGUAACUCAUCAAAUGAAGAAGGUUCUGACAUCUGGAAGUAAUAGAAAACAAAUUUUAUCAGCACAGAUGUCAUAAAAUACUAUGUAAAGCACUAAACCUAGGUACUAACAAGUGUUUCUGAUACUUUAUCUUUCUUCCCGUACUCUUUAAUUACAAGGUCAGGAAGCAAGUAGAGCCAACUAACUAUUCAAUGCCAUCUCACUAACUGAGAUGAUUCUGAACUAAUGUUGUUGUACAUCUGGUUGACCGGGCUAGAGUUUGCGAGUCAUCUGAUUGUCACACCAGUUGUUCAACAAGUUUUACUAUUAGUUGUCCAUGGCUAAUAGCAGCCUUAGUAAUUAAUUGCUUGUAAAUAAUUACAGAAAUGAAGGAGAAAUAUUAAAAUCAGAAUUUAUAACUCACUGAGUAGUGUACUGCUAGUGCUUACAGCUAUUGUUCCUAUUGCAGAUAUUAAUACCAAAGUUUCAAAGUACACUUUGAAUAUGUUCCCAACAUGUGUGCAAACAUUAAUACACAUUACCUGAUAUAUAUAUAUAUAUAUUCACAUGGUGACUGUUAAAGAAUACCUAUAUGGAACACAUGUUAUUGUUUCAAGUAAUAAUAGAAUAAUAAUAUGAUUAUUUACAUCAUUUUUUAAUUAUACUAUAAAAAAAUGGAAUACAUUCUGAGUAUAACAAUAUAACAUAGAUGAAAUAUUAUACUCUUAAAUUUUUAUGGGGCAUAUCCUUUUGUUUCUGGCUUACUGUACCUUAAGUAUAAAUAUAAUCUUAGUUAUAAAAUUUUAGAAAAGUAAGUUUUUUAAGUAUAUAUAUGUAAAGUUCUGUAAUAAAUAUUUUGUUUACUACUGUUUGAUUAA
Homalodisca vitripennis (glassy-winged sharpshooter) is the source of this 6834-nucleotide messenger RNA. RefSeq lists its product as uncharacterized. NCBI's taxonomy places the organism in Eukaryota, Metazoa, Arthropoda, Insecta, Hemiptera, Cicadellidae. The transcript has 6 exons. Bases 136 to 1899 code for a protein of 587 amino acids. The record is from RefSeq and is a predicted model, not a curated record.